AUGUCUGGAAAGACCCGCUACCAAGAGCUUUGGGCGUACCCAUUGCGCCUAUACCGCUCAUUUGGCAAAGACUCGACUGAUCUCACCUCGAAUCCUGGAUCGCUUUUAGUGCAUCCCGGCAGCAUCACCCUUGAACAAUCAGUACCGAUUGUGAAGGAAAAGUGGUACUACCCCACCGACAUCGCAAACGAUUUGGAGCAUAUCGAUCUUCCCCAGAGGGUCAAGGAAGAAGUUUACGCAUGCGCGUGGGAAUACACACGUUGUGUGAUUCCGCAGUACACUAACUGGAAACGCUAUAUAGCCUUUAUGCGCAUAAUAGUCAUAGGCAUCAUUGCAGAGUACAACGGUGAAUUAGUCAGAGUCGCAGAGACCGACACACUGCUUGGCUACAACCUCACUGCUGUUCUCGCAGACCUUUUCCAAGGCACUCGGAUUCAUACCGAGAUGGCACGGGAGUUUCGCUGCUUCCUACUCAUCACUGCUGACAAGUCGAGUAACUGGCGCGAUGGUUUACUAUUUCGAAGCUACGUCAACGCGCUUGCGAAGUCACCCAGCCAGUGGUUUCGCAUGCGAGACACGGAUGCUUUGAUCCGCUUUACGCUUGGUGCUGCCCUCGCCUGUAACGACCUCGAUAGUAUCUGGUACACUGAAAAGCAGAUGGAGACGCUAUGUGAGCUUGGUGCAACCCUCUACGACAGCGUGGCUUUCUUCAAGCAUCGUACUGAAGCGGAGACCCACUCAACAUUCGCAUACGUGCCCUCCAGCAUUCGCGUCCAGGCCUUCCAUCAGUGCCGUGAGCUACUUUGGGCUCUUGAUGUCGCAUGGGCCGGAAAGCCGGAACACCUUGUUGUCAUCAACUUCUUACGCUUCUUUGGUGGUCCUAUCCAUAUGAUGAUGCGACGCUACCGCUUCGUCGAAGAAGGCCUCACAAUCGGCCGGCCAGAAACAGAAACCAUGGUGAAGCUAGCACGCCAACACUUCAAGCUCUGGAACCGAGUCGACGCUGAGAACUGCAGCGUCCAGGAUAUUGAGCGCUACAAGGAUCUAACCGCAAGGAGCAAUGAGCUGAUGUUCAGUGGCCUCCGCGCAUUCCUGGACGCGAGCGGCGAGAAGUCAUGCGAAGACUGCCAGCAGCGUCAGACAUACGGCGCCGAGACCUCGUACGCUUUUGGAGGUGUACAGCUAUGUAGCAAGUGUAAGCAGUCGUGGGGCGCAUAUGUUCAAUCCUUCCCUGAUCGCUUUAACACUGUCUUCCCGGAAGUCCAAAAGUCGGAUGGGACUGGUUGCCAAAUCAAGUGA
This is a messenger RNA of Pyrenophora tritici-repentis Pt-1C-BFP, 1299 nucleotides long. RefSeq lists its product as uncharacterized. The record is from RefSeq and is a predicted model, not a curated record. Lineage: Eukaryota; Fungi; Ascomycota; Dothideomycetes; Pleosporales; Pleosporaceae.